AUGAUAUGGAGUGGCAGUAGGAAUUCCCCACGGAAGGAGAUCGAUGUACUAGUUCGACCGACACAUUUGCAAACCCUCGUAGAUGGUCUUGUCGAAACUAAUGACUGGGAAAUCUCCGAAAACUAUGGUCAAACCACGAGAAACGAAACUCAUGUUCGGGACGCCUGGCUCAAAGCUACUUUCUUAGAUCCACAAUUUGAAUAUAUCCGAUUAUGGCCAGAAGAACUGUACCACCUUUUUGUUGGCUGCCACAAAAUCGAAGUAUCUGAUGUCUACGUACGAGACAGCGUGCUCCUCGAAGAAGAGUACCACCGGGACCCAUGUCGACGCUUCGGGCCACCACUCCUUCGAUACUUCGAAGAAAGGAAUCUCCGUCUCUUGCUACCUAUCCAAGCACGAGCUAAAAUCAUGAGGAGAGAUAUCCCCAUCUUCAUCCCCACGAUCGAAGACCACCUCAACGCCCUCCUUGACCAGCGCAGAGAACAGAUCAGGACUAACCUUGACAAUGGAGGAGCCCCAGAGUGGCAAGUCAGGAACUUCAUCCGUUGUCUUUUUCUCGACUGGAAGCCAGCGAGGAAUUGGAUCUUGAGCACGAAGGUUAAGGAAAGAAACCGAGAAUUGAUGGCGGAGAGGAUUGAUAAGUAUCGGAGGAAGCCUUUACUGAAACCCGUCCGUACUAUGGCAGAAAUCAAGGUUCUUAGUUAUAUGCCUUGGGAACGACCCAUCAUGCCGGAGUCUCAGUAUCUUGCGGGGGGAGGCUGGGAAUCUACUGAUAUUCAGAAUUAG
Messenger RNA from Pseudogymnoascus verrucosus, 786 nucleotides. RefSeq lists its product as uncharacterized. Lineage: Eukaryota; Fungi; Ascomycota; Leotiomycetes; Thelebolales; Thelebolaceae. The record is from RefSeq and is a predicted model, not a curated record. The transcript has a single exon. Bases 1 to 786 code for a protein of 261 amino acids.